Molecule: messenger RNA, 1686 nt
Organism: Didymodactylos carnosus
Lineage: Eukaryota; Metazoa; Rotifera; Eurotatoria; Philodinida; Philodinidae
Source: the annotation of a GenBank genome assembly
AUGGACGAUAAUCUCCCAUCUGCUCAAGCAAUCGCAAUUAAAAAUGGACGAAUAGUGGCUGUUGGGUCAAAUAAUGAUGUUUUAAUGUUUAACGAUGUGUCAAAGACAGAAAUUCUUGAUCUUAAUGGGAAAACAGUUGUACCCGGUUUUAUCGAUAGUCAUAGUCAUAUAGGCGAUUAUACACAACUUUGGGGUCUUCCAGAUUUAGCACCACCACCUGUGGGUACAGUGAACAAUUUUGCCGAUAUUAAUAGAAUCAUUCGUUCCUAUAUUAGUCAAAAACAUAUUCCAGCUCAAGAAUUUGUAUUAGGAUACGGUUAUGAUGAUUCUAUGCUUGAUGAAAGACAACAUCCACAACGAACAGAUUUAGAUCAUAUAACAAAUGAUCAUCCAUUUUGUUUAUUACAUAUAUCUCAACAUUUAGCCGUUUGUAAUAGUUUAGCAUUGUUGAAAGUAAACAUAACACAUAAUAAUAUACCUGUUAUUCCAGGUGGCGUUAUUAUUUUAGAUAAUAAUGGUGAACCGACCGGUCGUUUAGAAGAACAAGCUGUACUAUUUGUUAUUUAUAAAUUAAUAAAGCCUAAAAACAUUGAACAAGCCAUCAAAGAUUUUAAAAAUAUUCAAAAUUAUUAUGCAAGUUUUGGUAUAACAACAGCUCAAGAUGGUUAUACAAGUAAACAAUUUACAAUUGAAUUAUUGUUAAAAAGUGAUUUGAUAUUAGAUGUUGUUUCUUAUCUUGCGUGGACGAAUGCUGAAGAAUAUAUUGAUGAAUAUAAAAUUAAUAUUAGUAAAACUUAUAAUAGAAAUAAUAAUCAUUUAAAAUUUGGUGGUAUUAAAAUAAUUCAAGAUGGAUCACCACAAGGAAAAACAGCAUAUUUAACACAACCAUAUUUAAAUCCACCAAUUGGUCAAUCAAAUACAUAUCGUGGUUAUCCAAUUAUGGAACAAAAUCAAUUAGACUUUUUUUAUGAUAAAUUUUAUUCAAGAAAAUGGCAAAUACAAACACAUUGUAAUGGUGAUGCUUGUAUCGAAAUGGUGUUAAAUUCAAUUGAAAAAUCACAAAUGAAAUACCAAAAUUAUACAGAUCAACGAUCAGUUAUUAUUCAUUCGCAAGUUGUUCGAUCAGAUCAACUUCACCAGUAUAAAAUAUUAAAUAUUAUUCCUAGUUUUUUCGAAGCACAUACAUUUUAUUGGGGUGAUUGGCAUCGAACAGAAACAUUAGGUGAACAACGAGCAAAAUUUAUUAGUCCAUUACGUUAUGUUUAUGAUGAACAAAUGCGUUUUAGUAUUCAUAGUGAUGCGCCAAUUAUUCCACCAGAUCACAUGUUUCUUAUUUGGGCUGCAGUUAAUCGACAAACACGUUCUGGUAUUGUCCUUGGAGCAGAUCAAUGUAUUACAGCAUUUGAGGCACUGAAAGCCUGUACAAUAAAUGCAGCAUAUCAAUAUUUUGAAGAAAAUAUAAAAGGAUCUAUUACAUUGAAUAAAUAUGCUGAUUUAACCAUUUUGUCAGAAAAUCCGACAAAAGUUGACUCGAAUAAAAUAAAAGACAUAGUUGUGUUACAAACAAUAAAAGAAGAAAAGAAUGAUGUUAAAGAAAUGUCUCUUGGUCAAACACGCAGUUUAUUACAACUAAAAUAUCCACUAUCGGCGUCAAAAUGCAGUGCACGCGGAUGUUUUUUUGAAUAA